Messenger RNA from Rhizopus microsporus ATCC 52813, 990 nucleotides. Its product is annotated as tricarboxylate transporter. The record is from RefSeq and is a predicted model, not a curated record. The transcript has 6 exons. Bases 1 to 990 code for a protein of 329 amino acids. NCBI's taxonomy places the organism in Eukaryota, Fungi, Mucoromycota, Mucoromycetes, Mucorales, Rhizopodaceae. Gene Ontology annotation, biological process: transmembrane transport; succinate transport; fumarate transport.
AUGUCACGAAAUAAUAAUCAUACCCAAAAGACACCCUUGCUGACACAUCUUGUUGCUGGUGGUGCAGCUGGAUUUAUGGAAGCCUGUACCUGUCAUCCAUUAGAUACAAUAAAAGUUAGAAUGCAGCUUGCCAAACAUGCUUCAAGAGGAACAAAUGGGAGACCACUGGGGUUUAUAGGAGUGGGUGUAAAGAUUGUUCAUAAUGAAUCAUUUUGGGCCCUGUAUAAAGGCUUGGGAGCCGUUGUCUCUGGUAUAGUACCAAAAAUGGCCAUUCGAUUUUCAUCCUUUGAACUCUACAAGUCAUGGAUGACUGAUAGUAAUGGAAAAGUAAGCACGACCUCGGUUUUUUUUUGGCAAGUCAAUUUACAUUUCUUAGGAGUGUUUGCUGGUCUUGCUGCUGGCACAACCGAAGCUAUUCUUGUAGUUUCUCCUAUGGACCUUAUAAAAAUUCGCUUACAGGCUCAGCGUCACUCCAUGGCAGAUCCUUUGGAUAUUCCCAAGUAUCGCAAUGCACCACAUGCUGCUUAUACAAUUAUUAAAGAAGAAGGUAUUCGUGCGCUUUAUAAAGGUGUCACCCUGACUGCGCUAAGACAAGCCACCAAUCAAGCUGCAAAUUUUACUGCCUAUCAAAAAAUGAAGAAAAUGGCACAAGGGCUCCAAGAAUUGAGUGAAUUGCCAUCUUACCAACAUUUGAUAUUAGGAGGUGUCUCUGGCGCAAUGGGUCCACUUUCUAAUGCCCCGAUUGAUACGAUCAAGACACGUAUUCAAAAGUCAAGUGCAUCAGGUAGUGGCUUUGAAAGAUUCAAGACAGUUACUAGUGAAAUCAUAAAAAAGGAAGGGUACUUUGCAUUUUAUAAGGGUUUAACCCCUCGUUUAUUAAGAGUAGCACCAGGACAAGCAGUGACAUUCAUGGUAUACGAAAAGGUACGAGCCUUGAUUGAUCAAUUUUAUGGAAAAACAGAGAUGUCCGUUCACAUCAAAAUUAAAUAA